Molecule: messenger RNA, 938 nt
Organism: Apodemus sylvaticus (European woodmouse)
Lineage: Eukaryota; Metazoa; Chordata; Mammalia; Rodentia; Muridae
Gene: Elof1
Product: elongation factor 1
Exons: 3
Coding region: 165-416 (83 amino acids)
Biological process (GO): transcription elongation by RNA polymerase II
Cellular component (GO): transcription elongation factor complex
Molecular function (GO): RNA polymerase II complex binding
Source: RefSeq, a predicted model, not a curated record
GGCUGGGCGGGACCGGCGCUCUUCUCUAGAUCACCCGCAGGGCGUAGAGCCGAGGCCGGGGCAUGGCUCUGAGGACGGCCGCGAGGGGAGCCUGACCCCUGGACCCCUGCAGCUGGGCGAGCGGGCGACGCCACCGAAGCCUGGGUUUUAUCCCCUCUGCAGUUAUGGGACGAAGGAAGUCCAAACGGAAGCCACCCCCCAAGAAGAAGAUGACAGGCACCCUGGAGACCCAGUUCACCUGCCCUUUCUGCAACCAUGAGAAGUCUUGUGAUGUGAAAAUGGACCGUGCUCGAAACACUGGAGUCAUCUCCUGUACCGUGUGCCUAGAGGAAUUCCAGACACCCAUCACCUACCUGUCAGAACCAGUGGAUGUGUACAGCGACUGGAUAGACGCCUGCGAGGCGGCCAAUCAGUAGCCGCGUCACGAGCCUGCUCCUCCGCGGCCCCCAUCCGGCUCCCCAUCCAGAGACAGCCCUCCCUCUGUGUGGAUGGCUUGGAUGUGAGUAGUGCGUGGCUGCAGAUGUGACUGUGGGCAUGGAGGCAAGCGACACUGGGUCUCACCAAGCAGCCCAGGGCGGCCUUGCAGACCCUACGCCUCAAAUGACUCUGAAAGCCUUUGAGCUGCUCCCCGCCCUGCCCCACGCCUCAGCUUCCUGUCUUCUCUGGUGACAGUUCCUGACAUCCCAGGCAAGGAACAGCUGUGGGGCCUCCAGUCUCCUCAGCCACGUCGCCAGCCUUGCCCUUGGGGACCUGGACUCUGUCCUUCCCGGCCUCCUAGUGCUUGUGGUCUGGGUGGGAGUCAAGGCUACGGAGCACCGGGUCUCUUGGCUGGCUUUCCUGGGGAUGCCAUUUUCUUCGUUUGUCUUUGUAGAAAAGGUCGGGGCUAGUUGGGGCACAGCUGUCAUUCAUGAGCCUUUCAAUAAAGCAGCCAAUGUGUA